GUGUCAUGGAUCUUCUUUGCACUCCCGUAGCAAUAAGUUUAGCUCUAGUAGUUUUAGCUUUACUUGCGAUCAGAUCCCAUGCGAGGAAAAGAUUGCGGAGUUCUGAGAUGACAAAGAGAUACCAUCCUGUUGUCACAACCUUCUUACACGCCCUCGUCAACUUUCACAGGCUGCACGAUUUUAUCACUGAGUUUGCAUACAAACACAAAACUUUCAGGGUACUUAACUUGUUCGUAAAUUACGUUAUUACUGUGGAUCCUGCAAAUCUCGAAUACAUUCUCAAAACGAACUUCGCAAAUUAUGGCAGGGGGUUAUACAACUACGAAAUUUUGACAGAUGUUUUGGGCGAUGGGAUCUUCGCUGUGGAUGGCGAAAAAUGGAUACAUCAAAGGAAGUUAUCUAGCUAUGAAAUAUCAACCAAAGUAGUAAAAGACUUCAGCAAUGGAGUUUUCAAAACCAACGCAGUAAAGCUUGCUGGGAUCAUUUCUAAAGCGGCAACCUGCGGCCAAGUCAUAGAGAUCCAAGAUUUGAUUAUGAAAGCGGGGUUCGAUUCAGUCGUCAAGAUUCUGCUUGGAAUGGAAGUAGAUACCAUGUAUGGGACAAAUGAAGAAGGCACCCGGUUUGCCCAUGCUUUCGAUGAAGCAAACAAACUUACCCUGCAUCGUUUUGUUGAUUUCUCCUGGAAAAUCAAACGGUUCCUCAACAUUGGGUCAGAAGCAAAGCUGCGAAAUGAUAUUAAACUGAUGGAUCAAUUUAUUUAUAAAUUAAUCAACAGAAAGAUUGAAACAUCCCAUAAUUCAUCAGAGGAUGAGCUACCUGCAUUGAAGAAGGGAGACAUGAUUUCAAGGCUUUUGGAAGUGAGAGGGAAUGAUCCAAAGUACUUGAGAGACUUGAUUUUGAGUCUCAUUGUUGCCGGCAGAGACACAACGGCGAGCACUAUUACAUGGGUUAUUUAUAUGCUCUGCAAGCACCCUCAUAUGCAAGAAAAGGUUGCGAAGGAAGUUCGAGAAGCGGCAAAUCUGAAGGAUGAUUCAAGCAUUGUUGAACUUGCAGACGGUCUUAAUGAAGAAGCCCUUAACAAAAUGCAGUAUCUCUAUGCAGCUUUGGCCGAGACACUCAGGCUCUGCCCUUCAGUUCCACUGAAUGCAAAGAUCUGUUCAUCUGAUGAUACAUGGCCAGAUGGAUUUAGUGUCAAAAAAGGUGAUAUGGUGGCAUACAAUGCUUAUAGCAUGGGCAGGAUGACGUAUCUAUGGGGUGAUGACGCACAAGAAUUUCGGCCAGAGAGAUGGCUAAACGAAAAUGGCGUUUUCCAGGAAGAAAGCCCUUUCAAAUUUAUAGCCUUCAGCGCGGGUCCAAGGAUUUGUUUAGGGAAGGACUUUGCUCAUAGAGAGAUGUUCAUCUUUUCUGCUGUGCUUUUAGGGAGCUUUAAAUUCAAGUUGAAAGAAGAGAACAAAGUAGCCCGUUACACAACCAAGGUCACCCUCCACAUUGAUGGGGGCCUUCAUGUCCAUGCCUCUCUUAGAUAAGGAUGCUCCCCUGGAAAGCGCUUCAGCUCUACUGUAUACGCUAUAUCACUGGAUGUAUUAAUCGCUUUUUUAUCUCAGUUGUUGCUCUAAGAGCACAUCUACUGGCGAAAUAAAGAAUAAAGAAGGUUAUCAACCAUCUAUAUUACA
Messenger RNA from Malus domestica (apple), 1673 nucleotides. RefSeq names its product cytochrome P450 704C1-like. Gene Ontology annotation, molecular function: iron ion binding; monooxygenase activity; heme binding. The record is from RefSeq and is a predicted model, not a curated record. Lineage: Eukaryota; Viridiplantae; Streptophyta; Magnoliopsida; Rosales; Rosaceae.